Molecule: messenger RNA, 5529 nt
Organism: Rosa rugosa (rugosa rose)
Lineage: Eukaryota; Viridiplantae; Streptophyta; Magnoliopsida; Rosales; Rosaceae
Product: disease resistance protein RUN1-like
Exons: 5
Coding region: 719-5290 (1523 amino acids)
Biological process (GO): signal transduction; defense response
Molecular function (GO): protein binding; ADP binding
Source: RefSeq, a predicted model, not a curated record
AUUGACAAGAGAGAGAGAGAGAGAGAGACUUUGAAAAACAGAGAAGGUAAAGGUAAUAACUCUUGUAUAAUUACUACAAUAGAUCACAUGUGCUAUCUGAAGGAGUUGUCUAAUGUACAAUUGAAAUGUGUGGUUUGAGUGAAGUCUGGAGCUGACAUAUAGCAAGAAAACUGGUUUCUUGUACUAUUGAGUUGGUCCACGAGUUGUCUCCUCUUGUGGGAAAGUAUUCCAGAUAGUUCCUUUGGGUAAGGAUUGCCUAUGUGCAUCCUCAUUAAUUGCUGAUGCUACUGUCAUGGUCGGCUUGCUGUGGGAUUGUAGUGUUAUUAUCUUCUUGAGAGUUUGAGAUCUCAGAUCUACAAUACAGAAGCAUUGCACUAGAUAAUUUCCUUGUUCCAUCAAGCAUUAUUUUCCAAGUCUUCAAAGUCAUCACCUCUGCAGAAAAAGAAAAAGUGAAAGAAGAAGCUCCUUGGCAAGUGCGCCUCGUGAGUGUACAGUAAAAGAGAAAUUGCAACGAAAGAAGAACAAGGCUGACAACACAGAAGCAGGUCAAUACAGAGGUGCUGAUUUAGUCAUUUUCAACCACACAUUCACAUUGCAGCAGGCACCGAGAAACUAUCUACUUGAGAGUUGAGAUCUCAGAUCUACAAUACAGAAGCAAUCUAGGAAGGCAGAUCGAUAGAAAGGCAACAUUCAACAGAUCGGGCAGAGCAAGCAAGAGAUGGCUUCUCCGAUCAAUGAAGCAGCAGCCGGUUCUUCAUCUUCUUCUCUCUCACGUUCUUCUGCUGAUCACCAAAAUCAUUACAAAUACGAGGUCUUCCUGAGUUUUCGAGGCGAGGAUACGCGCUAUGGUUUUACAGAUCAUUUGUAUACCGCUUUGCGUGACAGGGGAAUUGAGACCUUCAGAGAUGCUGAUGAGCUUAGAAGAGGAGAAGAAAUAUCACCGGCUCUUCUCAAAGCAAUUGAGGAGUCCAGAGUUUCAAUCGUCGUCUUCUCUCCAAAAUAUGCUUCCUCAAGGUGGUGUUUGGAUGAACUUGUCAAGAUACUUGAAUGCAGAAAUUCAAAAGGACAAGUGGUCAAACCGGUUUUCUACAAAGUGGAUCCCUCGCAUGUACGACACCAAAUAGACGCCUUCGGUACCGCAUUUGCUACGCUUCGUGGCAGAUACGGGGAUAUCAUGGACAAAUGGAAGGCAGCUCUUAAGGACGCAGCAGAUUUGUUUGGAUGGCAUCUCAAGGAUGACGAGUAUGUCUCUAACCCCUUCACUAGCUAUUUAAUUAUAUAUAUUUUUGAAGUACGAGACUACAUUUAUCAAGAGAAUUGUUGGGGAGUUGUCCGACCAACUAAAUUUAUCACGGACUUGCAUGUUGCUGAACAUCCAAUUGGAUUAGAGUCUUGUAGACGAGAUGUCAACAAUCUCUUAGGUGCCGAGGGAAAUAUUGUUCGCAUGGUGGCAAUAUGGGGGCCUGGUGGAAUAGGAAAGACCACAAUUGCAAAAGAUGUAUUUAAUUCAAUUAGCCAUAAGUUUGAUUAUAGCUGUUACUUAGCAGAUGUUAGAUCAAUUACAAGUACCACUUCAGAUGGCCUAGCACGACUGCAAGAGAGACUUCUGUUUGAUAUUUUAAGCGACUCAGCUUUGAAGGUGAGCAGUGUUGAUCAAGGAGUCAGUUUUAUAAAGACAAGGAUGCGACAUAAAACAGUUCUCUUACUCCUUGAUGACGUGAGUGAUUAUAGCCAAUUACAGAAGUUGGUUCCAUCCCCAGAUUGUUUUGGGCUUGGCAGUAGGAUUCUCAUAACCACAAGAGAUAAAGGUUGGCUAAGUACCCGAGUUGAUGGAGUAUACGAGGUCAAAAUGUUAGAUGAUGUUCGAUCUUUGAAGUUGUUUAGCUUGCAUGCAUUCGAAGUAAAUGAACCUCCAGAUGAUUACCUGGAACUUGCACGACGUGCGGUACACUAUGCCAAGGGCCUUCCAUUAGCUUUGAUACUUUUAGGCUCUCAUCUAUUUCGUACAAGCAGAGAGGAGUGGGAAGCUACAUUAGAUAGCUGUAAAGGAGAAGAUCCCUAUAGAAAGAUAAGAAACAUUCUCAAAAUAAGUUACGAUGCUUUGGGAGUAGAUUUGCGAGGAUAUUUUCUUGAUAUCGCUUGUUUCUUUAAAGGGCAGUUUGUAGACAAUGUGAAACCAAUACUAGAAGCUUGCUACGACGUCAAAUCAGGGAUUGGUAUUAAAAAACUCCAAGAAAAAGCAUUGAUACGGAUUGACGAUGAGAGUUUCAAGGGUGGUUUUAUUUGGAUGCAUGAUUUGAUAGAAGAAAUGGGUAAAGGCAUAGUGAAUCAGGAGUCACCUGAGGAACCCGGGGAGCGCAGCAGAAUGUGGAGUGAAGUUGAUGUCAAUGACGUUUUAACAUAUAAUACAGGAACAAAGGAAGUUAAAGGCAUUCAAGUCCCGUGGCGAACUUCUACGAUAUCUCUGAAUGCUAAAAGCUUCUCUGGGAUGGAGAAGCUUAGAUAUAUUUCCAUAAGCCCUAACCUGAAUUAUGAUUUCUUUUCUGGAGACAUUGAUUAUCUCUCCAAAGAAUUGAGGUGGCUUGAUUGGCCAAAAUGUCCGUUGCAAUGUUUUCCAUCCAAUUUUCAUGCAAAGAAACUUGUAAAUCUCAAUGUUUCUGGGAGUUGCAGAAUCACACGACUCUGGGAGGGACGUAAGAAUUUUUCAACGCUAACAUGUAUGAAUCUAAGUGGUUGUGAAUCCCUAAAGGAACUCCCACACUUCAGUGGAAUGCCCAACUUAAAGAAGUUGAAUCUAUCUGGGUGUACCAGUUUAGUUGAGGUUCCGGAUUCAAUUCGAUUCCUUCAUAACCUUAAGAGUCUUGAUGCGAGUAGAUGCUCGAAACUGGCUACAUUUCCAAAAAUUCUAGUAAAAAUGGAUUCCUUGAGACUACUCUCUCUUAAAGGCAGUGACAUAAGAGAAUUGGAUGAGUCAAUUAAAAAUCUCAAUGGGCUUGAAGAGUUGGAUCUUAGUGGUUGCAAAAAUCUCACAACUCUACCGUGCAACAUUUAUGGGUUGCAGAAUCUAAAGACUCUUGAUGCGAGUGGAUGCUCAAAAUUGGCUACAUUUCCAAAAAUUCCAGUAAAGAUGGAUUCCUUGAGACGACUCUCUCUUUCAGGCAGUGACAUAAAAGAAUUGGAUGAGUCAAUUGAAAAUCUCACUGGGCUUGAAUAUUUGGAUCUUACUGAUUGCAAAAAUCUCACAACUCUACCGUGCAGCAUUUAUGGGUUGCAGAAUCUAAAUACUCUUGAUGCGAGUGGAUGCUCAAAACUGGCUACAUUUCCAAAAAUUCCAGUAAAGAUGGAUUCCUUGAGACGACUCUAUCUUAAAGGCAGUGACAUAAGAGAAUUGGAUGAGUCAAUUGAAAAUCUCAAUGGGCUUGAAGAGUUGGAUCUUAGUGGUUGCAAAAAUCUCACAACUCUACCGUGCAGCAUUUAUGGGUUGCAGAAUCUAAAGACUCUUGAUGCGAGUGGAUGCUCAAAACUGGCUACAUUUCCAAAAAUUCCAGUAAAGAUGGAUUCCUUGAGACGACUCUUUCUUAAAGGCAGUGGCAUAAGAGAAUUGGAUGAGUCAAUUGAAAAUCUCAAUGGGCUUGAAGAGUUGGAUCUUCGUGGUUGCAAAAAUCUCACAACUCUACCGUGCAGCAUUUAUGGGUUGCAGAAUCUAAAGACUCUUGAUGCGAGAGGAUGCUCAAAACUGGCUACAUUUCCAAAAAUUCCAGUAAAGAUGGAUUCCUUGAGACGACUCUUUCUUAAAGGCAGUGACAUAAGAGAAUUGGAUGAGUCAAUUGAAAAUCUCAAUGGGCUUGAAGAGUUGGAUCUUCGUGGUUGCAAAAAUCUCACAACUCUACCGUGCAGCAUUUAUGGGUUGCAGAAUCUAAAGACUCUUGAUGCGAGUGGAUGCUCAAAACUGGCUACAUUUCCAAAAAUUCCAGUAAAGAUGGAUUCCUUGAGACGACUCUUUCUUAAAGGCAGUGACAUAAGAGAAUUGGAUGAGUCAAUUGAAAAUCUCAAUGGGCUUGAAGAGUUGGAUCUUCGUGGUUGCAAAAAUCUCACAACUCUACCGUGCAGCAUUUAUGGGUUGCAGAAUCUAAAGACUCUUGAUGCGAGAGGAUGCUCAAAACUGGCUACAUUUCCAAAAAUUCCAGUAAAGAUGGAUUCCUUGAGACGACUCUAUCUUAAAGGCAGUGACAUAAGAGAAUUGGAUGAGUCAAUUGAAAAUCUCAAUGGGCUUGAAGAGUUGGGUCUUAGAGGUUGCAAAAAUCUCACAACUCUACCGUGCAGCAUUUAUGGGUUGCAGAAUCUAAAGACUCUUUAUGCGGGAGGAUGCUCAAAACUGGCUACAUUUCCAAAAAUUCCAGUAGAGAUGGAUUCUUUGAGACGACUCUCUCUUAAAGGCAGUGACAUAAGAGAAUUAGAUGAGUCAAUUGAAAAUCUCAAUGGGCUUGAAGAGUUGGGUCUUAGAGGUUGCAAAAAUCUCACAACUCUACCGUGCAGCAUUUAUGGGUUGCAGAAUCUAAAGACUCUUUAUGCGGGAGGAUGCUCAAAACUGGCUACAUUUCCAAAAAUUCCAGUAGAGAUGGAUUCUUUGAGACUACUCUCUCUUAAAGGCAGUGACAUAAGAGAAUUAGAUGAGUCAAUUGGAAAUCUCAUUGGGCUUGAAUAUUUGGAUCUUACUGAUUGCGAAAAUCUCACAACUCUACCGUGCAGCAUUUAUGGGUUGCAAAAUUUAUGGUUUCUUGAUCUUGGUGAAUGCUCAAAACUUGUCAGAUUUCCAACAAAUACCAAGAUUUUGAAUGUCGACGGUUGCUCAGUAUCACUUCCCAAGCUAGGUGUGUUCAGUAUCGCGGGAUGCAGUUCAUUAUCAGAUUGUGAUUUCCUGAUGACUCUUGAUUGCUGGGAAACAUUACAGUGGCUUAAUCUGUCAAGAAACAAUUUUGUUAGUCUUCCUGCUUGCCUCACCAAAUUUGUCAAGUUGCGGGAUCUUGACUUUUCCGGUUGCAAGAGACUCCGAGGAAUUCCGGAGCUUCCACCAAAAGUUAAACUACAAACCUGGGGUUGUGAAUCACUGGAGGAAAGAUCCUCGACAUUGAUAGAGGCUAUCUCCCCAAUCCUCAUGAUCCCUGACCUGCCGACCCAUCACGGUGGCUGGCGUGGCUGGCGUUCGUAUCUUCAACAAGAGCGGGAGCGUGUUCCCAUCGCUCAAUUAGUCCACAACUUCAACACCAUAAGGAACCAACCGAGUUGUUAAGGCUUUCUCUGUCUUUAGAGCAAGAUUUCAACAUUUCUCAGGUUUGGGUAUGACCCUGUUUUGAGGCUGUCUUCAUCUGCUAUUUACUCAUCAAUCUGAGUUCUAGCCUGGCUUUGGCUAAGAAUCUUGCUUCAAGGUGAUGCGGCAGGGGUGUGCUGACCUUCUUGAGGAAAAUGAAAUUGGUUUUCAUUGUUUCUAAGGAUGGAAUUGGUACUGUUAGAGCGGUAUGCUGAUUUGAA